Molecule: messenger RNA, 1346 nt
Organism: Bacillus rossius redtenbacheri
Lineage: Eukaryota; Metazoa; Arthropoda; Insecta; Phasmatodea; Bacillidae
Product: putative nuclease HARBI1
Exons: 1
Coding region: 126-1214 (362 amino acids)
Source: RefSeq, a predicted model, not a curated record
UGUAGUCGUGUUCGCAUAGAUACUGGUUUGUUUACUAUUGAUAUUUUGAUGGGCUACAAUAGUUUACAGGAAAUUUAGGCCGAUAUAUUUUUAGGUAUGCCCGAGGUACGGUAAUUGUCAUCAUAAUGUUAUCUUCAGGCUCAGAAAGCGAAGAUGACGUCGUGGAAAGGUUGUUGGAUCUAGGCCGACAAAAUGAAAUUCCUAGGCGAAGAAUUUAUUUACCACGGUCGAAUCCAUUUGAAGAGUACGAUGAUAAAAAAUUUGUUAUGAGGUACCGUUUGUCAAAAGAAACUGUUGUUCGUGUUUUGGCGCAAAUUGAAGACAACCUGACAUUCAACUCUAAUAGAAACAGGCCUGUAUCACCUAUGAAUCAGCUUUUGUUGUCUCUGAGGUUUUAUGCUACUGGUGCAUUUAUGGUUGUGUGUGGUGACUUGGUAGGGAUCCACAAAUCUACUGUCUCAAGAAUAAUAAAGAGAGUCACCUACAAUUUGGCAAUGUUGGGUCGUAAUGUAAUAAAAAUGCCCAGCAACGAUAUUGAAAGAAGAUCUGUGAUGAGAAGUUUUCAUAGCAUUGCUGGGUACCCUGGAGUGAUUGGUUGCAUAGACUGCACACAUAUUCCAAUACAGUCCCCUGGUGGAAAUAAUGCAGAGCUGUAUCGUAACCGUAAGCAGUAUUUUUCAAUCAAUGUUCAAGCAGUAUGUGAUUCAAACUUAUUGUUAACCAAUGUUGUUGCACGGUGGCCGGGAUUUACCCAUGACAGCACCAUUUUUAAUCAGAGUAGUAUUCGUGCUCAGCUUGAGACCGGAGACAUUCCGGAGGGUGUAUUACUCGGUGAUAAUGGCUAUGCAUGUAACCACUUUUUGCAUACACCCUUACUCCAGCCAGCCACUAGAGCUGAACUCAGGUAUAAUUCAUCUCACAAGGCUACAAGAAACACCAUUGAAAGGACGUUUGGUGUUCUUAAAAGACGUUUCCCAAUCUUGGCAAUGAAACUGCGUGUGAAACUGGACACAGUACUUCAGGUGAUAGUAGCUACAGCAGUGCUUCAUAACAUUGCGAUAGCUUCCAAGGAAGGUGAAGCUCCAGUGGAUCCCGAUGUCAACCCAGGUGUACAAGCUUAUGGUCCUGUUCCGGUGCCCGUGCAAGAUAGGCCACAAAGAAUACAAGCGACAGCAGCACGUACGGCAUUGAUAAACACAGUUUUCAGUGACUAAUGUGACUGCAAAGAAUGUUACGAUUUAACAGUAUGUGGAUUGGGCAGCUUGGCAGUUAGAAAUUUUAUAAUAGCGUUGAUAAACUGUGUCUUGAUCAUACAACACAUAUUGUUUACAGUAGAGCAUUCUAGU